This is a messenger RNA of Puntigrus tetrazona (Sumatra barb), 1361 nucleotides long. Its product is annotated as NF-kappa-B inhibitor alpha-like. The record is from RefSeq and is a predicted model, not a curated record. The coding region runs from base 43 to 978 and encodes 311 amino acids. Gene Ontology annotation, molecular function: protein binding. Lineage: Eukaryota; Metazoa; Chordata; Actinopteri; Cypriniformes; Cyprinidae. The transcript has 6 exons.
UCCGCACACUUCACUUCAGACCGCGCUACUGCGAGCGUCGCGAUGGAUGUACACAGAGCUGGCUCGGUCGACUUUCGGGAUUGUAAUAUGGAUGAAACGGAUAUGAAAAACAGGAAGGUGCAACACCAGGAGGAACGCGUCGACAGCGGCGUGGAUUCGCUGAAGGAGGACGAGUAUAUGAAAAUUGUGGAGGAAAUUGAGACUUUGCUUCUUGGAGACCGGAUUGCGAUUCCGAAGGGGACGUGCGAGUCUUGGACGCAAGAAGUCACCGAGGAUGGAGACACGUAUCUUCACCUUGCCAUCAUUCACAAGGCGGACGACUAUGCCAUCCAGAUUAUCAAACAGUGUCAGAACGACCCGUUCCUGAACAGACAGAACAACCAGAGACAGACUGCCCUGCAUCUCGCCGUCAUCACGGAUCAGCCACACAUGGUGGACAGACUGCUCAAGGCCGGCUGCGAUCCACGGCUGGUGGACCAGAGCGGGAACACGGCCCUCCACAUCGCCUGCAAAAGAGGCUCGCAGGCUUGCUUCUCGGUGCUGACUCAAAUUCAGACCCAGCAUCUACACUCCAUUCUCAGCUUCCCGAACUACAGCGGACACAUGUGUCUCCACAUAGCGGCCAUUAACAACUACCUCUCAAUGGUGGAGAGUCUGGUCCAGCUUGGGGCGGAUGUAAACGCAAAGGAGCAGUGUAGCGGCCGUACGUCACUCCACUUGGCCGUGGACCUGCAGAACCUGGAUCUGGUGCACGUGCUCAUCACUUUGGGAGCGGAUGUCAAUAGUCUAACCUACGGCGGGUACACGCCGUACCACCUGACCUUCGGCCGCCAGAACAGCGAGAUCCAGAGGCAGCUUUACACCCGGACGGCUCAGGAGCUCAGAGCGAUGCCGGAGAGCGAGUCAGAGGACAGCGAUGAGGACUGGAUGUCCGAUGAAGAAUGUAUCUAUGACGAUAUCCAGUUCUGUGGGAGAUAGUCGGGCCCUCGGGACAACAUUCCCUGUGAUGCAAUGCAGCGAAGGCCGUAGGUGCUGUCUCUAGGUCUGGGACGGGGUCCGCCUUAUCCCAGGACGUCAAUCCCUCGAUGGGACUUCUAUAGUGGAAGACCCGAGCCCCUUCCAGGGGCGCGACGGUGGUGGUGCUGUUCAACACGGAAAACCCCCCCCGAAGAUAGCUGGACCAAAAGCUUUACCAAUAAUCCAAAGAGUUGGGAAAAUGUGUAUAUUUUGUGAAUAUAUAGAGAGAGAUAUAUUUUUAAUAUUUGUAAAUACGCGAAAUGAAACACUUGUUGAUAUGUUUAUAGUCUAUAUAUGACACUGUGAGAAUAUUUUUACAUUAAAAGCAAAAGAAAUGACGCAGA